AACUUUCAGACCAUGGAUAUGUUGAAGAAGCGAAAGCUCGAUGAGAAUGGAAUCGCGAUGCUAAACGAAGGUGUCAUCGGCGCCGUUUCGUCUCGAUUGAUGCCACAUGACGCUAGGAAGAUUAUCGAGCGGUUCUCUACUGAUCAGCUUCUCGAUAUCUUGCAAGAAGCUGUUGUACGGCAUCCAGAUAUCCUCGAGAUCGUU
Molecule: messenger RNA, 204 nt
Organism: Camelina sativa (false flax)
Lineage: Eukaryota; Viridiplantae; Streptophyta; Magnoliopsida; Brassicales; Brassicaceae
Source: RefSeq, a predicted model, not a curated record